Molecule: messenger RNA, 1239 nt
Organism: Truncatella angustata
Lineage: Eukaryota; Fungi; Ascomycota; Sordariomycetes; Amphisphaeriales; Sporocadaceae
Product: acid phosphatase precursor
Exons: 2
Coding region: 185-1144 (319 amino acids)
Molecular function (GO): nucleotidase activity
Source: RefSeq, a predicted model, not a curated record
GAUUUGACAUUGUCGCGUGCCUCGCUACCCAGUCUGUCAGUUUCCUUCCAUCGUAUAAGAAGUGUGGCCGUGGCAACCUGUCAAGAUGCAAUCUCGUUGUCCUCUCACCCUCGAUCGCAGCCCUGUAAGGAGACAGACAAUCCCAAAGCUCAUCAGUUGCUGUUCGUAGGUUCACAUAUCAGCCAUGCGUGUCUCUACACUCUGUACUGCGGCCAGCGUCUUGCUGAGCUCUGCCAAUGGUUUGAACAUCUUGAUGAACAAUGAUGACGGUUUUGGAAGUGCCAAUCUUCGGGAGUUCUACAAGGUGUUGAAGGCAAAGGGACACAAUGUCUGGAUCGUUGCGCCUGCGCUCCAGCAGAGCGGACAGGGAGGCCGAACCGACUUCACGACCUACCCUAACCUCACUUCGCCAUCACAGUAUGACCUGAUCCCAACGGGUGCCCCAUCAGUCGGGUCCGAUCCAACGGACAGCCAUAUCUGGUACUACAACGGAACUCCCGCGGCAUGCACUUUCGUCGCACUCGACUAUGUGCUGCCCAACUUCGCCAACUUCAGCGUCCCAGAUCUAGUCGUCACGGGACCGAACUAUGGCACGAACCUGGGCGCUUUUGUAUGGACGCUGUCCGGAACCGCCGGUUCCGCCUAUGCAGCCACCUCCCGCUCGAUCCCGGCUAUUGCUUUCUCCGCGUCCAACUCGGCUGCUUCCUACAAGACCAUCACCAACACGACAAACGAGUACACAUGGAUCGCCCAACUUUCCGGCGAGAUCGUGGAUGCUUUCGUUUCCAGCGCACCCAAGGGCGGCCCUAUCCUCCCGCUCGGAUACGGGGCCAACGUGAACUACCCCAAGCUCUAUUCCAACUGGAGCUCCACGGACAUCGUGCAGACUCGCUUCACGGGCGGCGCCGAGACAGAUGCCGCCAUUGCAGCCACCACGGCUGGCACUUUCACCUGGGCCAACGUCAAUCCUCAGGCUGCGGGCGUCAACACUUGCAUCAACGGUGACUGUUCUCUGCCCGGUGAAACAGCGACGGUCAAGGCCGGGAAGGUGUCCCUCAGCUUGUACACGAUUGACUAUUCCGCACCCAAGAACUGCAAUACCACCGCUGUUGUGCAAAGACUCAGGCCGCUGACAGAGGACUAAAUUGGCAGUUGCCUUUGCUGUCCGUGCUUUGGGGCCAGAAAAGCAAGGCUUCUGUUCUGUACCUAUAACCUAUAAUCAAUAAUCAUAAUUCAAGC